Messenger RNA from Dermatophagoides farinae (American house dust mite), 968 nucleotides. Its product is annotated as glutamate receptor ionotropic, delta-2-like. Lineage: Eukaryota; Metazoa; Arthropoda; Arachnida; Sarcoptiformes; Pyroglyphidae. Gene Ontology annotation, cellular component: membrane. Gene Ontology annotation, molecular function: ligand-gated monoatomic ion channel activity. The record is from RefSeq and is a predicted model, not a curated record.
CUUAAAAUGCAAAAAUUUUCAUUAACAAAUAAGACGCUCACCAUUGGAAUCAAUCAGUAUCCACCAUUCAUACGGAUCGAUAAUGAUGGAUCAACAAUCCUGGGUGGAAUUGAAGUCGAACUUUUAUAUACAUUACGUGAUUAUUUUAAUUUUUCAACAAAAUUUAUCAAUACACAUGAUCAUUAUGGUAAAAUAUUACCAAAUGGAUCGUGGACAGGAAUGUUGGGUAACAUAACAAACGAUCGUAUGGAUCUAAGCAUUUCUGGUAUGGUCGUAAGCGAAGAACGUAUCGAAAAUAAUGUCAGCUUUCUUUAUCCACAUUGGUUAGAACAAUAUACAUUCGCUACGUUACCACCACGUGUUAUGAAAGCACAUGAUAUUAAUAUAUUUUUACGUCCAUUCAAUAUGGAUGUUUGGUUAACAUUGAUCAUAUCAUUCAUAUUAUUAUUUAUUAUCAAUAUUUUUGCAUUUUUUAUCAAUAAAAAUGACCAAAAACAACAACAUCUUCCAUGGUUAUUUGGUUUGCGUUUAUUAUUAAAUCAACCAUAUCGUUGGCCAUAUAUGGAUCAUUUAGCUAUAUCGUUGAAAUUCAUUCUAAUAACAUGGUCAUUAGCUAUAUUAAUAUUGAAUAAUCAUUAUGUUAGUUUUUUAUUCUCAUUCAUUUCAUUAUCACCAACAAUGCCGGCCAUUGAUUCUAUAGAAAAAUUAAAUAAUGAAUGUAAUGAAAAAAAUAUUGAAAUUUUUGGUGAUGAAGGUUCAUUCAUAAUGAAUACAUUAAAGGUUUGUGUUGUAAUUAUUAAUAUUAUCUGGUUGUUUGUUUUUUCAUUAAUUUCAUACAAUCAUUUUCAUUUGAAAAGCGAUCUAAUGAUUUGACAAUAAAACAUCUUUGUAAUUGUUUAACAAUGAUUGAGAAUGAGUAUGGAAUUGUACCACCACAAAUGUUAUUUCAUAGAGCCAAUAAUAAUAAU